This is a messenger RNA of Dothidotthia symphoricarpi CBS 119687, 1300 nucleotides long. Its product is annotated as phosphotransferase enzyme family protein. NCBI's taxonomy places the organism in Eukaryota, Fungi, Ascomycota, Dothideomycetes, Pleosporales, Dothidotthiaceae. Bases 174 to 1100 code for a protein of 308 amino acids. The transcript has 3 exons. The record is from RefSeq and is a predicted model, not a curated record.
CUAUAAAACGCUACUCGACGACUACCAGCACUGGGAACAAUCACCUUAGGUCCCCUAUCUCUCGGUCAAGGCUUAAUGUGAUAGCUACGGAUUAACAUUAUCCACAACGCCUCAUUCAGCAAACAGAACAACCAACUCAUCCCAACGCCAAGCUACGGCGAGCCAAUCGAAACAUGGAUUCGUCCAAAAACAAGAUAAUGCCCACCGCAGCAAUCCAAGCAGCCGCAAUGCCCUCACUAUACACUUCCAUGCCCCCCACUCCCCAAAUCAACAUCCUAUACCUCGCCCCCGGCCAAGAAAUCAUCACUCCCGACCAACUCAGCGCAUCAAAUCCAGAAAUGUUGCCCAAUGUAGGCCCACAACUCGCGAAACUAUCCCCAUCAGUAGUAGUGAAAUACGGUACCCACGCGUCCCUCAUCGAAGCCAAGAACAUGCUAUACAUAGCUGAGCGAACAUCCAUACCCGUCCCCAAACUAUUUGCAGCUUAUGCAUACGGGCCUCUGGACAGAGAUGUGGGGGAUUACGGGAGCGUGUAUGAUACGUAUAUUUUCAUGGAGUUUAUCGAGGGUGAGGAUCUGGGGAAGGCGUGGGGGGGAUGCACGGAUGCGGAGAAACAAGUGAUCGCGACAGAUUUGAAAAAGUAUAUGACGGAGCUUCGCGCUCUGCCCGCGCCUGGGUACAUUGGGUCUGUGCAUGGGGGGCCGGUUACGGAUGUUAUAUUGGAGUGGUCGACGAGUUGUAAAGGCCCGUUCAAAUCCGAAGAAGACUUCAACGCUACGAUCGCCGAAACCUAUAUCGCCAACUCAAAACGCCAGACUGGUAUUGGUCCCUUCAUCCGCGGCAUGAUUAACGCACACAAGCAUGACAUUGUCUUCACGCACGGGGACCUUAGACCUGCUAAUAUCAUCGUCAGGGAUGGUCGCGUGGCGGCGAUUGUUGACUGGGAACUGUCGGGGUGGUACCCCGAGUAUUGGGAGUUCGCGAGGGCGUUUUAUAUCGAGACUUUUGUUACUGAUUGGGCGUCGCAUUUACUGGGUGUUCUGAAGCCGUAUUAUUGUGAGCAGGUGAUGUAUGAUAAGUUGAUGGGUUUGUUGUGGUAGAUGAUGAUGGAGCUGGUGUCAGCGGUGGAGAACACUGGGGUAUGAGAUCGUGUAAAUUGCCUCGCAGCUUUAGGGUGUAGACUACAUAGAGGAAAGACUGUGUUCUACCUUGCGUUGAAGUGUAGAAUGGAAGGUAAAACUACAUAUGAUAGUAUACAUCUUACACCGAUUUGCAGAUUUAUAAAUAAUAUACAGAGAGG